Camelina sativa (false flax) is the source of this 1812-nucleotide messenger RNA. RefSeq names its product protein phosphatase 2C 3. Gene Ontology annotation, molecular function: protein serine/threonine phosphatase activity; cation binding. Gene Ontology annotation, biological process: protein dephosphorylation. The record is from RefSeq and is a predicted model, not a curated record. Lineage: Eukaryota; Viridiplantae; Streptophyta; Magnoliopsida; Brassicales; Brassicaceae.
UUCAAUUGCAUGCUCUAUCAUUAAAAAAAAAAAAAAAUUCUUUGUUCAAAAAAUAAUUGCGGAGAAAGAGAUUUUUUCUAUUUUUAUAUCGGAAAUUAAUUGACGAUCAAAAUCAGAUUCGUUGCCGGAAGCGGAGACGAUCGAUAUAUCGAGUUAUGGCUGAUAUAUGUUACGAGGACGAAACGUCGACUUGUGAAUCUAGGCCGUCUUGGUCUAGCCGGAAGUGGAGGAUUGGUGUCCAACGUUUCAGGAUGUCUCCCUCGGACCUAAAUCCGACGGCGGUGGAAGAGCAACCUGAGGGGAUUUAUAACAAGCGUAACAAACAAGAAGAGUACGAUUUUAUGAACUGUGCAUCAUCAUCACCGGAAGAGAGUGUUUUGCUUGAAGACGACAGUGACGUCUCCAUAAACUCAUCGUCGGUCGAUAAUAGUAGUACGGUUAUUAUUCUUCCUUCUAAGAAGACGGUGAAAGAGUCGGAUCCGAGGCCGAGAUACGGCGUCGCAUCGGUGUGUGGGAGGAGGAGAGAUAUGGAAGAUGCGGUGUCGAUUCAUCCGUCUUUUGUACGGAAACAAACCGAGUUUUCUCGAACGAGAUGGCACUUUUUUGGUGUUUACGACGGCCAUGGCUGCUCUCACGUUGCGGCGCGAUGUAAAGAGAGGCUUCACGAGAUAGUUCAAGAAGAAGCGCUUUCGGAUAAGAAGGAAGAUUGGAAAAAGAUGAUGGAACGUAGCUUCACUCGCAUGGAUAAAGAGGUUGUUCGUUGGGGUGAAACUGUGAUGAGCGCUAACUGUAGAUGUGAGCUACAGACUCCGGACUGUGACGCCGUUGGAUCCACCGCCGUUGUCUCCGUCAUUACGCCAGAGAAGAUUGUUGUCGCGAAUUGCGGCGAUUCCAGAGCAGUUCUUUGUCGGAAUGGCAAAGCAGUGCCUCUUUCUACAGAUCACAAGCCGGAUCGUCCGGAUGAGCUUGAUCGAAUCCAAGAAGCAGGAGGACGAGUGAUAUACUGGGAUGGUGCAAGAGUCCUAGGCGUUUUAGCCAUGUCACGAGCUAUUGGAGACAACUACUUGAAACCGUACGUGACUUCGGAGCCGGAAGUGACGGUAACGGAUCGGACGGAGGAAGAUGAGUUUCUUAUUCUAGCGAGUGACGGGUUAUGGGACGUAGUGACGAACGAGGCGGCGUGUGCGAUGGUGCACAUGUGUUUAAAUAGAAAGGGUGGUCGUGGAGGAUCAGGAAGACGGCGAGGAGAAACUCAAACUCCCGGUGGGAGAAGUGAAGAAGAAGGGAAAGAGGAGGAGAAUGAGAAGGUGGUGGGGUCAAGAAAGAACGGGAAGAGAGGAGAGAUCACGGACAAAGCAUGUACGGAGGCGUCAGUGUUGCUGACGAAGCUGGCGUUGGCAAAACACAGUAGCGACAACGUAAGCGUCGUCGUUGUUGAUCUCAGAAGAAGAAGAAAGAGACACGUAGCUUGACACUAAUCUCCUAAAUCACUCUACUCGCACCGUUUUUUUUUUGUGUUUAAAAUGAUUCUUUUUCCUUGGGACGAAGGUAGCUCAAAUCUUCAUCUCCGAACCCAAAAGAGAGAGAGGAAAAAAAUGCAAGCAUUGGUUGCAAGAAAAAUAUUCCCCGGUUCAUUAAAAACAGCUAAACCGGAGGUAUAUAUGGUUGGGUGGCUUUUUUGUUCUGAAACCAUUUUUUUUUUUACCUUUCUUCGUUGUGUGUAAUGAACAAACAGAAAAGGAAGACGGGAUGUGUCACUGUCUUAGGUGGAAUCAGUUCAAAUUCAAUUAAUAAAAAGUGAUGUACAUAAUU